Messenger RNA from Schistocerca piceifrons (Central American locust), 2223 nucleotides. RefSeq lists its product as uncharacterized. The record is from RefSeq and is a predicted model, not a curated record. The coding region runs from base 1 to 2223 and encodes 740 amino acids. The transcript is spliced from 4 exons. NCBI's taxonomy places the organism in Eukaryota, Metazoa, Arthropoda, Insecta, Orthoptera, Acrididae.
AUGUUAGAGACAAAUAAAGAGUUAACCUCCCAAAAUGAGAUACUCCAAGCACAGGCAACCACCAUUAACGCAAAUGACGAUGCAAGGAUAGAAAUCGGGGUUCAUGCCACUGCUGAUGACAAACAGGUUUUAAUUCAAAGUUUAGAAUUGAAGAAACACCUUGGGGAGAACAAAUAUACCACAAUUGGUAAGUUCAAGACGACAACCUGCAAAGCAGCAAAAGAAAGUCCAAUAGUAGGAGUUAAACAAGUAGUACUUGGUUUAAUAAACAUUUCUAUUAGGCACGAAAUACCCCAGCAUAAGAUGGAGUCGAAUAGUAACAAGCAAGACGAAAACAUUACAAGGUCAGACCCAGAGUUAGGGACCAUAGAUACUGUUGUAGGGUUGGAAAAUCCUAUAGAUGAAUCCACACCCACAAAACAGGAGGAACGGGAAGUGAAACCAAAGGUAGUGAAAAGUGAACCCAAUGUAUCUGUGGAUGCAAGUCACAAGGGAGAGGAUAUGGAAUUAACAAGUUUGUUAAAUAGGAUGAUGGCGCAAAUUCGAGAAGGGAAUGCUAGUUUGAAAGCAGAAAUGGCUAGUCAUAUAUCCCAACUGGAUGAAAACCUAUCUGGUAAAAUAAAAGCCAGUUUAGAUGUUUUGAAUACGCAAAGCCAUCGUAUCACAGAGGUAAACAAAUCAGUAAAUAGCAUUAGGGCUGAAAUAACAAAUGUUCAGAGAAAAGUCACAGAAAUAGAGAAAAGAUUUGAUACCGAAAUUCAGAGAAUAGAGAAAUCAGUGGAACCUUUGGUUAGUGAAAAAUUAGAACCGACAAUUGAAAGUAAAUUACAGGUGAUAGUACCAGUUGUAAAGAAAGAGAUUGUUGGAGAAACGGCAGCUGAUAUUGAAACACUGCGCAAUACCAUGUUGAGUUUUGAUGCAUGUGUGCAGGAGCAGGAAAAUACACUGCGUAAUGAGAUAAAAUUGUUAAGUCAGCAAGUUCAGAAUCAGACGUUCCUUAACUGUAGUGGUAUCCCAUUGGUCAAGGGCCUAACGCGCGCGGAAAGAAAGAAAUGGCCCAAAUAUAGGGAAGAUCGGAGUAGUCAGUACUAUAGUAGGAUAGUGCGUCGUUCGCCUGAAGAGCAGUUACAUAAACGAAACUUUGCGAAGUAUAAUGCAGGGAUACAAACAGAGGAGAGAGAGCAGAGAGGAAUUAUUAAGGGAAAUGAAGUAGGAAAAGAAUAUCGGUCGGAUGUGAAGGCUCACGUGAAUGAAAUAAGUACAAUUCGAGGUCAGAGUGACGAAUUGAUGAAGGAAGAGUCAGAGAAGGCGUUGUUUGUCGGUAGGGAUGGCAACUGUGCAGAGAGGCAGGGGCAAGGUAGGAGUGAUGUGACUUAUGGUAAAAGGUUCGUACGAAUAGUCGACGAAUCGCAUCGAGAAGUAAUUAAAGAGGGAAGGGUGGAUAAGAAAAAGGGGCAUAGUGCAGAGACGCAUGCCGAUUCAGAAAUUACCUCGUAUGCAGAAUAUGUACAUCAGCUCAAAAGCCAGCCAGCACAAUUAGAAAGAUCUUCCACUCAAGUGAUUAAUUUGGACCCGAAUAUGACAGUGUUAGAGAGCCAUACCGAUUAUGAUGUGUACCUAGUGACAGCAAGAGUACAUGACUGUGAUGAAGAUUCUUUUAGAGAAAUUAGAGAAAGUGUAUCUAACCAAGAGAAAGAGUGUUGUGAUCCCUGUAGUACUGAAGCAAAUGAGUUGAGUGAGACUGGAAUUCCAUUAGUAGGGGAAAAUAAUGAAAGUAAGAGUGGCGAAUGCACUAUCCAACAAAGGGAAAGUAGAGAAAUGGAUUAUAAUUUGCAAGAAUUAUUUGAAUCCGAAGAAGGUCAUAUUUCUAAGGAGGAGGAAUUAUUGUCAGAAUCAUCAGAAAGCAUCCAGGGAGAAAAAGAAGUAGAGGAAGUUUCCGAUUCCGCAACCGAGAGUUCAGGCAUGACAGAUUCGAAUGAGAACGAGAUGACAUUAAAGAGCCUAUACGAAGGACUAUUGGAAAAAGCGAGGAACAAUUUAAAAAUAUCAAAGUAUGUCGAAUAUGAAAAGUUACAUCUAAUAAUUAAAAAGUUGUUUAUCUUUACAAAUAUAAGCAUUAUGAACGAAAUUCUAAAGAAACAAAAUUAUCUAAUAAGGAAUAUUUUUAUUAGAGGCUUCAUAAAUCCAACAUUUCAGCCAAACUUUAGAAUCGUGCAGAAAUAG